Messenger RNA from Schistocerca gregaria, 24691 nucleotides. RefSeq names its product kelch domain-containing protein 2-like. Gene Ontology annotation, molecular function: protein binding. The record is from RefSeq and is a predicted model, not a curated record. The transcript has 11 exons. The coding region runs from base 318 to 1631 and encodes 437 amino acids. NCBI's taxonomy places the organism in Eukaryota, Metazoa, Arthropoda, Insecta, Orthoptera, Acrididae.
AGGACUCAGAGGGGAAGGUGGCAUCCUGCGAAAAUGUCGGCCGACGUGCGUUUGUCGCCGCUCUUGCUGUCCAGCAUUAAUUCCAUUAAUAAUGGACUGUCAUCGCAAGCAAGGCUAUGUGGCGCAUUAGUUAAGGGGACGACAACGGUGCAACAGUGUCUUUAACUUGUAGUAUAUCAUAUUUCUGAUGCGUAGUUUAUGCCCUGACUUUCAACAGAAAGAGUGCACGUCAUGUUUGCCGAUUGUGGUGUUUGGCAAAAGAAGAAGUGACUGGUAUGUGAAAUAGUGAAUGUGAGCCAAAGCGAAAAAAAUUGAAUAUGUCAGCAGAAGAAGUGUAUACUGUUCCUUACGAUAGAAUCCAUAGAAGAAGUGGACACGUCGCCGUAGUCUACAAAAAUUACGUUGUAGUAUGGGGAGGUUACACGGAACAUGUUCAGAGAACAUCGACUUCACAAAUUCGGACUGAAUAUUUUCCAACAGAUGAAAUAUGGAUUUAUGACAGCAAUACAGAACUUUGGGACCGGGAAGUAACAACAGGUGAACAUCCACCUCGGAACUCUGGUGCCUGCGGUGUGAUAUUGAAGCAACAUUUGUAUGUUUUUGGAGGUUUUGCAUUGCUUGCAGGGUACACAACUGACACCACUGAUGACCGUAACAACAACACGAACGGCCUGUACCGGCUGGACCUCACAUCCCUCACCUGGGAGCAGCUGCAUCCGAGUGGGAAACCAGAGCCUGCGGCCUGUGACAAGCUCGUUGGCUGGGAGUACGAAGGCAGGCUGUACUUUUUCGGCGGCUUCGGCCCCCCACCCAGCUACGACCCGCCCUUCAAGCACGUCAUAGAUCCGUCGACGAGUUCACUCUACGAGCGAGGGUGGAGCAACCAACUGGUCUGCUACUGCCCAGAGACAGAUUCAUGGUCGUGGCCAAAGACGCACGGCCGUUGCCCCGAACCACGUGCGGCGCAUGCUGCCGAUCGCACGGGAUCGCGCUUGUACCUGUUUGGUGGGCGGUACAGGGGCAGACGAAUGUCUGACCUCCACUGCCUUGACCUGGACACCAUGACUUGGAGUGGAGAUCUGAACAAUAGCCUCCAGUGCGCAAAACCUUGUGGCCGAUCAUGGCACAGUCUAACAUUCAUCUCUCCACAAAGGGCUAUCUUGUACGGGGGUCUGAACCAAAUGAACACUAUUCUGAACGAUUGCUGGGUGCUGGAGGUGCCGGAUAUCGCAUGGUCAGAGCUGAAGGACAUACCCUCGAUCCACAAAAGGAAGCCACGGCUCUGGCACAAGGCCCCACUGGUCCCAACUGGCGAAAUUGUCGUCAUAGGCGGCUAUGCCAAAAAUAUCUUUGGCACCGACGAAAUGUUUGCUGGGAAGGAUCAUGCGGAAGAGCUGAUACUUCUGAACUUCACACCUAAGUCUUUGCGCAGGUUAUGUGUAGACUUUGUACUUUCACUAGUGGACGAUCCUCGAAUCAAAUCAGAGCUAGACACUCUGCCACGCUCCCUGCGUGAGCUCUUGAGGCGACGCCUCGAGCAAGACCAGGUCGAGCGGAGGGCGCGCAGCAUAUACUAUGAGGGCGGGGACGACUUUUCCACAACGCCGACUGUCAACUGUGGCUGCGGAUGAUAAGAUCUCUGCAUGAUUGUUACCUCAUACUCCAUGUGACUUGAUAUUUCUGACUCAUUGUUGCUCAUUACAACACUGUGUCCAGUUUUUUUUGUACUUACCCCCAAGUAUCAUUAAACAUUGUUUUACACAUCUGAUCUCGGCAUUCGUACAACUAAGUCUUUACCAUAUAUGAUAUCUAACUUCCUUCUUUCUCCAAAAAAGGAGACAAAUUACACCAGUUCCUAUUUAUAAGAAAAUUAUUAUCCCUCCAUUGAUGCAUGACACUGUUACAGCCUGUACCUUCAGUUUCAUUGCAUGCACAUAAUGUGUCCAUCUCAUGUCAUGUAGAAAUGAAAUACUGCAUUAGAAUUUCAGAAUGCUGUGAUGUUGAUGUUUAUGUCCUGUUCCUUGCGCUAUGUAAUGGGCAUUAUUCCUUUCACACUGCAGUGGUUUUGUUCCCCACUAAAUAGCCAAAAAGUUAAGUUUAUUUAGUAGUGUACUAUGUUUAAAAUCCCUUUUGUGUGAAACUAUUAGUUGUUACUACCCUGGUGUUCACACUCCUUUGCACAGUUGAAUCUUUGGUACCGGUCAAUUUUUGGUAGUUACCAUAAGUGGAGGAACUGCUACUAAUGGAUGUACUCCACAAUUCAGUGGUUUCUCAUCAGAUUUGAUUGAUGGGGUCACUUAUUUCAGUAUGAAUAUAUAAGCUGUGGAAUUUUGACAGACUAAUAACUAGUAUUUGGACUGGUCUCUCAGUAACAAGACAUACUGUUUGCUUUGCCCAGUUGAACGGGGUUAGGCAGAUCUUGUAUUCAUUUAUCAUGGCAGUCAUAAAUCGAGGUAUCACUAAAUGGCAGAGAAUGUGCAAUGCCCAGUGAGCACUCAAGCAUCAUCAUCAUUAUCAUCAUUGUCAUCAUCAUCAUCAUCAUCAUCAUCAUCAUCAUCAUCAGACGUUGACAUUUGCAGACUGAAUGGCAAUUGCUUUUUGUGGUUGUCAGUAAUUAGUUUUUGGGGACAUUUGGAACACUUAUUGAAACAGAUGUCCUGGAGCUAGCAAUUAAUAUAAACCCAUGGGUUUGUUACAGAGAAAACUACAUACUGUAAUGUGAUAAAAGUGAAGUAACACAUCCUAGAGUAUGUAUUUAAGCCCAUAGUCCCACUCUGCCUUUUGAGUGAGUUUCAAGGUCAAAUAUGGAGUACAGGAGCAUUGAACAUUGAGGUUUGAGAAGUGGUUCACGAAAACAGUGUAAAAAAAAGAUCCAAGCUAAAUACAGCUCUCAGUAUGAAAAUUAUGAUAGUGUAGCACUCAAUUGGGGUUUAUCUGUUGCUUAAGAAUAUUAGUUGUAAUACUAUUUUCAGUCCAUUGCAUACUUAAUGAAUAUGUAUUUUAUGAACAGUGUCUGGUUGUGACAUCUUUUGCAGUCACAUCGUCAUUAUUUGGAUCAAAAGUGUUUUGUUUGUUUCGAAAGCAUCAUCAAAGUGAACAGUAACAUUUACAAUUUUCCUUAUGCUUGUAAGCUCAUACAUCAAAGUGAGCCUGUAUACUAAUUGAAUAAGAUAAUUCAUUCAGUGCUUUUGGCCAAAUUCAACAUGAGUCAUUUUCAAAUGUACAUGUACAUAUGAUCAUGCAUUUGCUAUUAACAGAUUGUUCAUGAAGUAAGAAAAUGAGAUAAAUGUGCUCACACCUAUUGCUAAACAGUCUGACUGCACGAAAACAUUAUCUUGUAGGUCUACUCGUGUGAUUUGAAAUUGACACUGAUGGAUCAUUACACUGUCCUGCCGUGACUUUGCUUACAAUUUUAUUUAAAAAUAAAAAUAAACCAAAACUUUUGUUAUUCAUAAUGCUGACAUUUAAGUACUCAUGUUCAGCAUGUGAGCUGUUUUUUAUCUUUUUUUAAACAAAAUUAUGGUGGGGGGGGGGGGGGGGGUUUGACAAAAUCUGUAUUUAGUAACAAUUGCCACAUGUUAAUGCAAUAGGAAUAACUUGCAGAAGGUCCAUUUGGAUUUUCAGCAUAUACAAAUAUAAACUGUAGCCUAACUAAGAGCUAGUACGCUAACAAAGUGUAUCUUUCAACUUUCACAUUGACAUAGCCUGCAUUUACGUUAAUAUGUUCACACUCAAACAUUACAGUCUUAUUGCAGUGCCAUUCAGUCCUAGAUUUGAAGUUCUCCAAUCAGUGUGCAGCAUAGUACUAAGUGUGCAAUCUAAACAUUGCUAACUGACUGAAUAUGAGCUCAUAGGGAGAACUGAAUUCAUUGAUGAUGGAUUAUGUGUAUCUGUAAAUUAUGAAUGUAUAGUGCAGCCUGCAAACUGAUACCAAAGAAAGUCAGGGCACUGUGCUGACCUGCCUGUGGUGAAAUCUUAGUAAAUCCUUUCUACAACAAUUACACUGUUUGCACUUAGCUGGAGUAGAUCAUAAGGGUUGUGACGGUUUUGUGAGGAUAAGGCACCUAGUCCAAGCGACUGAUUCUUUUGGUGAGAAUUGGCAACCUUCCUUUUAUUCCAUAGUUUGCUUUUGUUAGGGCCAGUGUUCUCACUCAUCUGCUCGUACUGGUCUCUUUACAAGUGUCGCACAACCUUAUCUCAGUUGCAGUAGCUACAUAACUCUUCCAUUGUUAUUUGUAUAAAAAAGUGCACUUACAUUAUUGUUGUCAUUUUGUAGCUCUUCAUUUUUUUAUUUUUUGUGCUCAUGUCCCCACAUGCAUAGAAAAGAAAUUCAAACCCAUUUAUAUGUAAUGAAAUUUGAUGUGAAAGUCAGAUGUUUGAUACCAGAAUCUACAUAAGAUUUGUGAGUGGCAUUACUAUUCUCUGGAAAAUGAUUGUUAUUCUGAAAGGCAAAAGAAAAGAUAUAGACAAAGAAUUUCCUUACAGUGUGUGUAUUUUCCUACAUUUUAAAAUAUACUGAUUCUUCUUAUUAAAAUAUUGAAUUUUUAUAGUAAGUAAUUUAAUAUUUAUUGCCUAUUGUGAUUUAUCUGUUGCACGUAAGAUUAACCACUUAAUGUGAAACUGGUUUGAAAUUUGAUGCUGUGUACGUACUCCAUGUAAGCAACACUUUAAUGUUGAAAUUGUUCUCUUUGCUGCAAUCAUUGUGUAGUGGGAUUUUACAAGUUGGCUUUGACAGGUCUUUCUUUAAAGUUUUGUUUGUAAUAAAAAAAGUAGUGCUGAAGAAUGACACUAACAUAAGCUCUGCAUACUAUCUGAACCACCAUUCCCCAUGUGGUGGGAAAAUGUAGUUAAAUUUCAAUUUAUAUGACAGUUUUUUCUUUAAAAAAUACUUCACAAGUUUUCACGUUCCAUGUAAACGUUAUAGUAAUCUUCUAAUUACAUAUAAUAGAUACUCAGUGUUUUCACACACAUAGUGUGGGAAUUUGCCAAAAGUACUCUCAUAAACCUAUUUAGGGCUGUAGAAAAUGGUAUCUAGCAAUAAGUUUAAGUAUAUAAUGCAUUGUAACUUUUGUACAAAUUAGUCGUAGAAUUCUCUGACAUCAAUACAUGAUUGCAACUACAAGAAAUAUUUUCUGUGCAAAAAUUAAACAUUGUGUAGAGAAAUCUACUAUGCUACAGUGAGUACGCUAAUACAGUUCUUGUACAGUUUAAAUUGUAUGAGUGUGUGUACAUGCUCUUGUACUUUUUUCGUCUAAGGCUCUGUAAAUGCAAUGCACAGAGAAACUACUGCCAAGAGUAGAGACUAAUAGACGUAGAAGAUAAUGUAGGUAUAUUGCUUCAGUUACUAUAAUACAAAAAUACGCACAUUCUAAAAGUGAGAUAGUUUAUUUACAUAUAGUAGGAUAUUAAAACUGGGCAGCAGUACUGUUCUGUAUGUCCAGUCCGGCUCGAUAGCCUCAAAGGUUUGUAUUAGUUUAGUCGGUCGGUCACGCAGACGCGUGCUGUGUGCUGAAGAACAGAUGAGUAAUCUUCAUGAUUCAUGUAGCACCAGUUCCGAAGAAGAUUGCAAAACACUUUCAUGUCGAUAGCUGUUUGGGUCUUCAGGUCUGGUUUAGGAAAAAGAAAUAUUUAUAUUUACUAACACUGUGUGUGUGUGUGUGUGUGUGUGUGUGUGUGUGUGUGUGUGUGUGUUUACAAUGGAGCUAUAAAAGAGAAUUAGUUACAUUUAAGAAGUUCAGCAGAACCUCAUAUCACACACAAAUGUUACAUAUAAAACAGUGCAAUGAAUACUGCUGUAAAAAAGACAUAAAUAAUGUCACUAAGUACAGCACUGUUUUUGGGCUAGCUUGUUUAUUAUCCAUCCAAUAAAUUUUCUGUCUCAUUCGUUGCAUCUGUGAUCCUUGUAUCCUCCAUAAUAAAUAUGUACUCUUGAGCAAAAUCUUUGGAUCAUUUAUGUAAUGAAAUGCUCAAAGAAAAUGUGUUGUUUCUAGCAUCAGGUGUACAACUUGGCCCACUUGUUGCCAUCUCCUCCAUGAGAUGAUUAAUGAUCUGAACUUUUUGCAUCCAAUGACAAAUCCCCACAAAUGGUGAGUGCCUUUUUCCCCUUUCUACAAGUGUAUUAGAAAAUAUUUUGUUGAUUGCUCUUGUGUUGUAAUAUAAUAUUUAUUUAUUUGGGGCAGGGGAGGGGUAGUUUAAGACAAAAAAUUGCACCACACAGAAAGCUGUAAAAAGAAGUUUGGAAAAGAUUCAUCUGGUAACUAAAUGGAACUGUCUCAGUGCACCCAUAGGAAAAUUUGGGUGCAUCAUAUCUAUACGAUAAUAGCGUGAAUGUGCAGCUUCUUGUGAAGUGUGGUAUAUUGUCUUCAGGGACGAGAAAGUUGAUAUAUAACACAGGCAGCAGUCAAGACAUCUAAUGCAUUUAUAUCAAGAGGCAAAAAACCAUCCCCUACUUGUGGGGAAUUAUCAUUGAGCACCAGAAGAUGAACAGUAUGACUGGUGGAUAUGGUGACAAGUGAAUAGUGCUAUGCAUCUGUGCCGGAAGCGAAACCUUUCUUGGAGCAAUUUGUCACACAUUUCCACUUACAUGAAGAUAGGAAUAGGGGGAUGGAGUUAAAUGGAGCACAUGGACUACCAGAGAUUGUGGUCGGAGGGGUUGUGGAAAUGAAGAUAUGUCAGAUGGAGUGUUCCCACCUGCAGUAGGAGAUUCAGUUGUCACAGGUUAUGAUAUAACCUUUAAAUUCAGCCACUUUAUGCUGAGUAGUCUGUUCCACUGUCGAUCACAUUCACUGGAUGCCAGAGAAAGGUGAUUUAUAGUAUGUAUUACACAAAUUCUGAGGACUUGUGCAUAUCUGGAGGGGUCAGUGGAAGAAACCACUUCAGCCAGCUGUAUUCUUUUUGUCUUUCUUAGUUAAUGUCUAAAUGGUGUAUUAGAAUAAUUGUAUCCAUUACUAUGCAAACUUUUACCUUUGCAUCCUUCCUUGUCUCAUCGCCCAUUGUACCAUACAAUUUGAAACUUGUUUAAUUUAUUAAGGACUUUUCUUAAAAAAGUCUAGUGCCUCAGUCUUACAGCUGAAAUUGUAACACUUGUUCUUUUAGUUGUUCACUGGUACUAUUUUGGAAUUUUUUCUGUAGAAGUCCAUUACUUUAUUCUUCACUGAAAUUUUUAGAAGAUAUACUUUGAUUUAACGAUGUAUUGCAAACUGGAGGUCAUUUUCUGUCUUCUGAAUAAUUUUUUGGUCACCGACAAAGAGCAAAAAGUAUUAACGCAUGUGUGUUCUGGUAUUAAUCUGACAGCUUAUUUACCUAUCUGUUUCCACUGUCUAAUAUAGGAGGUGAAAGGCUACACACUUGUCACACACAUUUAUCGGUCUUGUCUUCUCUUUCCCUGUAUUUGUCAGUGUUUUCAUGUUCUGAUACAAACAGUUUCUUACUUAUAUUAAAUGUCUGUGAGAUAUCCAUGUUUUUCCACGAUGUUCGUAAGCUUGUUUCUGUUGUCUACAGGAACAUUAAACUGUAAUCUUCCUUCCUCUUAAAAGGCUGCAAAAAAUCCUUAGCUGUGUAUCUCUUUCUUACUGUGUAGAUUUAAACCUGAAAAUACAGCCACAGUAAUAGAAAACACUGAAUAAUUUAAUUCUUCUACUCGUGUUUCUUGAGAAGGCUAUCUGAUUUAGCAAAGAAAAUUUAUUGGGUGUGUAGCGUAAGGGAAUUUCAUGCUAAAAUCCAAUAGGAAUGGGCUUGGGAUUGUAAUUUCACCUAAAUGUAACACUGUAAAGUGAAAUGAGGGUUAACUGCUUUUUGUUUAUGUUACGAACUGUUUGGAGAGGUCUGCUGACCAUCCUACAUAACACUCCACCAGAGCGAUAGAAUUACUGCCCCACAUGUGAAAGAGUGGAGAAGCACAAUAAAAUAAUAAGUGUCAUAUAUUGUACUUCAGGUUUUACCAAUUAUUGCAAGCUAGGUAGCAGCUUUUCUGGUAGAAUAAGUGUUGUGAAAAUUUGCAUUGUAGUAUUGCUUGAUGGGGAUUUGGGAACAAGUAGAUUUAGAAGAAGAAAAAAAAAAGCUGCUUCUGCCAUGAAGUGGCGGUUGCAUAGGCUGAGGCAGUUGAAUCUCAGUAGAACGGCAGGUUCCUGCUCUGUGGUAUAAACUCGAGGUAAAUUUUCACGUCCGGUGCGUUUAAGGUAUUUACAAGACCUACUAACUUCUAUAGCCUCACCUCCCCAUUACUAUUGAAGAAGUUUUAAAAAUUCAAUAAAGUAUUCCUUGUUACCAUAUUGACUUUCCAGUUUUCAGAUGAGUUUUCAUGACAUAUAAUGCUGUAACAAGUUUUAAUACCUUCCCACUAUUCCUACAGUAAUUUACUCAUAUAGGAUAAUCCUCUUUUGUCUUCUGUCCUCAACUAGAAAAAAAAAAAAAAAAUCCACACUAAACACUAUCUCUGAAAUCAAGCAAAGAACUGAACUUCACUAACUAUAUCUCACUGCCGUUAGAACUGCCCUUCCCACGAUGUCACUAUUUCGUACAGCUGCUUAAUAAUUUUAUUUUACUAUCGUCAGUCGUUAAUUUUUAACUGCUGUUCAGGGUGAUCGUAGCUGUCAGAGAUGUACCCGGCCACAAUAAAGACUAAAGUGAGCCUUUAAGAAUGAUUUUCUUGUUUUUUAAAUAAAUGUUAUAGACUCUAAUAGAUUUAUUUGUACUUUGUUUGUAUGGAGUGUCAGUGUAAUAUUUUAUGAGACUCACUGUUUCAACUUUGUGCAUGUCUGUAGUUUGUAUUAGGAGUGUGGUGUGUGUGUCUCAGCAUAUUGUGGGACAGUCAUGUUGCAAUAGGUGUCUCUCAGUAGACCUCACCUCAAGUAGGUGAAGUAAGUUGCUGAAUCUUGCAGCUUCAAAGCCUUCUGGGUGAGUGUUAGUUUAAUGUUGUAAACUUGCAUAAUAGUUGAGAAUUUGAUACAGCAGAUAUAUUUUGUCUCUCUCUCUCUCUCUCUCUCUCUCUCUCUCUCUCUCUCUCUCUCUCUCUCUCUCUGUAAAUAUGUACAUAAUUGUAUCAAAAUGAAAAUUCUUGUGAGAAAACUGUAAAAUGACAGACAGAAUGGCUACUUACCUUCAGGAGGAGGAAGUCCAGUGCUACCUGUAGACUCAUUUGAAAGCAGAAAAAAACUCUUCCUAGCUUUUGGGACAUAAAGAAGGGGGAGCAGGUCACCUCCAUCUCUUCCUCUAUUAAAUAAAGAUAGAAAUAGGGAAACUUCCUGCCAUUACACCUUACUACAUCUAAGUGUGAUAACACUGUAAGUUGUCCUGUAUGUGAAGUUGCAUUUGUAGGGCUGCAUCGGGUAAACUACAAGAGUAAAACCUAUCAGUCUGCCAUGGUUCACUGAUAGUUUGAAAACUGGCAUGCUCAGCUCGUAUAUUCUAAAAUGGUCUUGUUGCCCCCAUUGGAAUUCUACUAUGUGGGUCCUGGCUUCUAAAAUCGUGAGUUUUAAAAGUGAAAUUCAAUGUGGCUUUUGGGAUUGCUAUUAUUAUAUUUACUUUAACAAAAAAGGAAUGACACCUUAUUUAUUUGUUCAGUUGAAAUAAGGAGAUGGCUAUAUCUGGCAAUUCGAAAAUAUCGCUUCUACACAAGAGCCGGUCCAAAUCCAUAAAUCGAUAUAGUGACUGCAUCACAAAUACUAGACGUAAUUUCACUAGCUUUUCAUCUGUGUGUUUUCUUAUCAAAUUGCCCAACGCAAGCAUGCUGCUUAUUUCUGUUUCACGUACAGAAACAUAACUGGUUCAUUUGAUUACAAAUUUCACAUUCACAUUGCCAAUCACUGAGCUAGACCAUUGACAUGUUCACAUCACUAUACACUGGGCUAGACUCAGUGGAUUCGUGUUCACAUCACGGGGUCCUAUUGGUGACUCCUAACUGUUCUCUACCUGCCAGUGAGGGCUUAUUUUCGUGAUCGCCCUGCGACCUUUACCAAUAUUUCUUAUCGUAAUUUCAUAUUUGCUAUCUUUUGCACGCUAACUUUCAAUAAAUAAAAUUGCAGUUAUAGAGCAUCAGUAUGACUAAAGACUACAGCAUGGUUAGGUUGGUUUUUAAUCAGUCAAGCGUUACAUAAUAUUCCUAGAAGGCUGUGAGUUUGAAUCGACCAGGUGCUUUGAAAUUUUUUGUUUAUGAGUCUAUCAAAUUUACUUCGAUCAUUUUUUCUAUUCAGUUGACUGGUUUAAAUAUAAGAUUUAAUUUUUAAUCCCUUGUCACAUCUAUGAAUCGCCGUGUUGACUUCUUUAUUUGCUCCAAUUUUUUAAAUUUAUUUUUUUAUUUGGCGUCUUUGUGCAAGUGAUUUUAAUAUUUUUAUUUAUCUAUUACUCUAAUUAAACAGUUGAAAAUGCAAAUGUCAGUUAAAAAGUGAAAGAUGAAAUAAUGUGACUGUGCAGUUGUGUCAGAAAUGUAAUUUUUGUUAAAAGAUGUACUUUUUUUACUGUAAUCACUGUACAAACAUUUAAAAUAUCAAUUCUUAUUACCCUGUCGACAAACUAACGAAGCUGAAGGUUUAAACAAAGGAAGGGAUUAUAAGUAAAACUUAACUUGAGCAAAAUGAGGAAUAGAAACCAUGAAUGCAAUAAAGUGGAUGAAAAUAAAAAAAAUGAUGAGGCAUUAAACUGAAGCUAAUACAUAAAAAGUAGUUAAAACACAUGAACAUAGAUUCCAAAUGAAAAGAAAUGAUAUGACAGUAAAAUGAGAGCAAAUGAAAAAGUUAAUACUAUGAUUAAAAUGACACAAUAAAGGAUUAUAAGUAAAGAAAUACAUUUAAACCACUUAAUUUAAUAAAAAUAAUCAUAAAAAAGUAUUUCAGUAAAUAUGUAAAAAUAAAAAUUUUAAAGCACCUGACAGGAUUUGAUCUCAAACUUCAUCUUGUCAGGAAGUAUGCUAACCACUACCUUAGGCUGCCACUCCGCAUAACAUUAUUUUUAAGACGGUAGAGAAUCACAAGCAACUCUUUUUCAUCAAUUACACGCAAAUGAGGACCCACUUCGAUGAAUGGCUGCAGAGUGUGAUAAGUAGGACCCUAACAUACACCACCUGUAGACGGUUUGACAAAGUUGAUCCCACCCCUGGAGACUUCCCCUCGUGAGAAACCUCACCCUUCUUGUGAAACCUUUCUUGAGCCAUACCUUUCCUCCCUGAGAAGAAACUAGCUUUCCCGAAAUAGUUUUUACAUUUCAAGUGUGUGUAUCAAAGUAUUUGAACUUCCCCUCUUGGAGGUAAAAACUACCCAACCAUUCUGCCUCAUUGUAAAUUUGUACAUAAUUCCUUUUUGCAAUGUAUCUGUAUCUACAGAUUAAUGACUUGCAGCACACAAGCGGGCAGUUGCAAGAGGUAGCCACCAAGUGAUACAUGUUCAGAGCUUCCCUUGCCAGGAAUUUCUCUCAAGGAAUGAAUUUAUUUUUAUAAAACUGUGAUUGCACUGUUGUGAUAUUUAAUAGCAAAUAACCGUAUCUUUAGGAUUUGUGCAUCCUGUUAGUUAAGGUUUUUUGGUAACCCUGUCGACAAUGGGAGGCAGCCGAGCACUGUGAAUAAAGUAGUGGUAGGAAAUGAAUGUGCAGUCACCUCUUGAGAUGUGACUAGAUUUCAUACAUCAGUCAUACAAAUGCUUUUUUGCUUUGAAAGUAUAAUUUUUGGUGGGUGAUACAGGUUUGCAAAAGUGCAAAGCAAGUCCUAUUGUGAAAAUCCAUCUUCUCUCUGUUCAGAGUAACCAGCAAGUGCUGUUAGUGUUAUUUGCUUGUCGGACAUUAAGGAGACAAAUUGUUCGCAGCUAAUAUUAUUUUCCGAUCUUUCAGUUAGUAUAUCUGUGUGUUGCACGUUGAAGAAGAACAGUGAUAAGUAUGAAGUUUUGUCAUAAAGCAGUCAAAUUGUGGUGCUUCAUUUACUUAAAUUUGAUGUACUUGUCAGUGAUGUUUAUGUAGGAGAAAUAUGUCUGAACCAUUUGACAGUAGAUGGUGUACCACAGAUAUUGAACCAGUAGAAAUUUUUUCUUCUUAUUUUACAGUAUACUACAAGUCUUUUGGGAGGCAACUAAUUCAAAUUUGCGAUGUGCAGCCCCCCCCCCCCCCCCGAAGACCCUGUGCACUACGUGGCAGAGGGUAUUUUGUAUCAACAUUAAAUUAUAUUACAUCGUAUUCCAUUCACAUAUUGAAAAAACAAAAAAUGACUGCCUCUGAAUGUGCCAUAAUCUGUCUUAUUUUUAUCAUCCUGGUCCAUACACAGAAGGAACUGUAGAAUUGUUACAUAGCAUGGCUGAAACACUGGUUCUCUAUAUUAGCUUAUUGGUUUCUGGACAAUGUUGCCUCAGGGCAAAUGAAAAAUGGAACAUUAAGGAUUUUUUCUGGUGGAUGCCAUUAAAGUGUUUUAAUUGUUGGAUGGAGUCUCAAAUUGUUUUGCAUAAGGUUAUCAAAUGUUUGAUAUCAUUCACUCACCCUGUCAACGAACUUGCCUAUUCCUUGCUGUUUGAAAUCAGUUUCUUGUUUUAAACUAAUGUCUUCCUUAAGUUCAUAAAAUUUUCAGCAGUGGACUCAUACAAGUUUAAAAGCCUUGGUGUAAUGUAAUAAAAACAAUGUUGUAACUGUUAAAACUCUUCUAUUGCUUUCUUGAUUCAGAAAUGUAGAUUAAUAUCCAGUAAAGGACUGAACCCAAUCAUCCAAAAUGGCACAUGGUGACAAAACCAUCACUGUUUUGUGUGUCGAGUUGUCCUUCGAGAGGAAAAACACAAGUUUUAGGGUCCUCUAUAAAUAUUAAUCUCCUCUCUAGGAGAGAAAUACAGAGAUUUCCUGGAUGUCCUGCAGCACAAAUAGCACCUCUGUGCAUUCGGGCACACAUUCGAACAGUCUCUAUCCUUUGAUUUGCACAUUAUUAACUGACACCAAUAAUAUUUUAGAAAUCUAUGCUGUGCUCUUUGAUGUGGUGCAAAGGUUUCUGAAAAUAGCUAAUGUAUUUAGGCUUGAUAUUUAACUGGUAAAAUUAGUCUCAUACAUUAUACUGCUUUGCUAUGAAAUAGUAAUAGAAUUCUAGAAUUUUGUAUGUUAAUAUAGUAUCAACCAUGUGGGUUUAGUUUCAUCGUAAUCCACAGAGCAGCAGAUAAAUGUCAUCCAAUGAGUAAAUGUGUAGACUUGAUGCUUCACUUAAAAUAUAUUGAGGGUAGCUUUUGCUAUUUUUGUGACCUUGUUCACACACCCAGCAAGUUAAUUGCAGAAUUACAUACAUGAUACCAACAAGAUUUUAUCAGGUAGGAUUUAUGAGCUCUCUGUAUUCCUAAAUUCCAAUUUAAUUCCACUGAUAAUAUUCUCAUUAAUUCUUUAACACUAAACUCAGCACUUUUGUACUUUCUGCAAAUAUUAGGUUGCAUUUGCCCUUGUGUCUUAGCACUGAUGUCUCUGUCACCUAUUCGAUGGCUUUGGAAGUGAUAAGUAUUUUAAUAAUAUUUUUAAAAUGUUGAUUGUACAUUUGUAAAUGUAUACCCUUCAGCAUGAAGGUGUACGAUUUCUCGUGCAAAGUGGCGCCACAGUUUCACAUUAGUAGUCCUGGAGUGGAUGGAUACAGUUGGGCCCCUCGAGAGGGAUGGCAGGCUCCACGUCUCAGAUCAGACAGUUUGCAUCAUUUCAUCAACAAUGUGAUUAUUUGUGACAUGCUGCUUCAAGAAAUAUUGUUCUUAUCACACUCAUACAUUACUUUUGUAAUUUUAUCAGCUGCUCAUCCUCUCUUGAUGGCAGCUGAUCAUCCAUAUAGCUCAAAUUUUCUCCCUGGGUCCUGUCUACAUUCUGAGAUAGCACUUUGAUGCUCCAUUAGAUCUGCAUUAUUUUCAUCGUCUUGAUGUAGUGGUUGUCAGAUUCAUAGCUGCACAAUUAUUCAAUAUGAAAUCUAUCACUUUACAGAAUCUUUUAAUUUCUUCUCAUGUAGACCUUCACAGUUAUUUACCAAGUGGUACAUGUACUUCCCUUAUUCUCGCAUGCAAAUAAUCUUAAGUGUAUAUCUAAGCUGUCUUAUGAGAUUGUGGAAGACCUCUGAUGGCCUAUUCUCUGUAGGGGCCUACCCACCACUGUACAGGCGUAAGUAGAAUAAGUCUAUUCUUAUUUUAGUACGUAGAAAAAUGUAAAUAGGCAAUUAAAAAUGCGUUCUUGGUCAGUGUUGUGUGGGAUAAUCUUCUGUGCGGUACAUAGGACACACAGUAGUGUACUUUAUGUAUAUUAAUAUAAAUACUCUACAAUGUACAUGUUAUUGAACACCAUAACUAUUUUGACUCAUAGAGUGUUUGAUGUUAUGGUUAUUGACUAACAGCAUUUAUUGUCAGUAAUCUCAUUAAUAUUACAAAUUGCAUCACUGCCAACUUCUUGAAAGCACUUCAAAAUACAACUUGGUUUCUAAAUUGUUAGAUACAUUUGUUCUGACAGGGAACUGACAGCCUUUCUCUUGGGAAAAAUAAUUGAAACUUUUCCAAUAUAGCUUUCUUCAUAGUUUUUGAAUGCUUAUAAAAUUGGUAAUUUAGCAGAUAUUAGAUUUGCUGAACAGUGGCAUUUGAUAUCAGUUGUUUAAUUUAUUAUUUCCACUAAUUCUGUAGCAAUACUUGUAACCAUGUUAGUAAUACAGUGUUAAUCUUUCACUUGCAUAUUUCUGUCAGAUAUAUGAUACAUGAAGAAUUGUGUACUGUCGUAAGGCUUGAGCAAUGAUUUACAAACUAAGCUUUGUGAUUGUGUUACUGUGUAUUUUGUGUAACCAUCCAGCAUUGUCAUAUUUCCUUUUAUUUCCUUCCAGAGCUAACAAAACUGUCAGGUCAAUGGAUCUUCCUGUUUGAAUAUCUCCAAUUAUGUCUUUAUCUAAUACAUUGUUUGUGUGUUUGCCUACACUGUUUAGUUUCUCUUCUAUUUCCCAAGAAUAGGCAAUCCAUUAAAAUAUUAACAUUUCUGUCUUAUUAUGUGUAAUAUAUUGUGUAAGUAAUAUAGGAUCAGGAUCCUAGCAAGAGGAGAGUACUUAACGUAAGCAGAAACUUCUUGCUGUCUGCUUUAACAUUAUUAAGUAAUGAGUCACAGAAAACUUAGUGAUUAUAUUGUCAUACAGAUUUUGUAUAUGGUGUAAUUGACACCUUUGCGUAAGAAAUAUAGGAUCAGGAUCUUAGCAAGAGGAAAGUUCUCGACAUAUGCAGAAACCUCUUGCUGUCCUCUUUAACAUUAGCAGGUAGUGAGUCAUAGAAAAAUUAGUGAUUAUAUUGUCAAACAGAUUUCGUAUAUUUUUUUAAAAUAAAUAAAUAUAAAUAUAUAUAUGUGUGUGUGUGUGUGUGUGUGUGUGUGUGUGUGUGUGUGUGUGUGUGUGUUUACGUGAGCAUGAGUUCAGAGCCAUGCUAAUGUUUUAUUUUUUAAAGUAUGAUUAAGUUUGUAUAUAAUGUCAGAUACGGCAGAAGGUCAGAACAUGCUAAUCAUGUUAUCCAUAAGGAAGUGAAAAAAGCAUCACUCAAAAACGGGUGAAGCUUAAAGCUUCCAGGACAAAGUAGACUGUAAGAUAUGUAGUUUGUGUGUGUUGAAUAGUAGUCAUGCGUGCAAAUCAUAAUAUUAUGUUCAGCAUAUUAUCAGACAAUUAUAAUAUAGGUGAUCAUUGGAAAUUUAAUAGAUACCUCACUAUUAGGACUUAUUUUAGCAAUUCACUUUGUCAACUACAGCAUCUUCUAUGAGGUAGUUUUGCUUACGAGCUCAGUGUCACUCACGAAUAUAAUGUGUAUUUUUACUAAACUGCAGCUUAUUACUUCUUAGCAACAAUGAUAAAUAAGUGUCCAGGUGAACGUUAAAAACUUUGUAGAAAUGAUCUGGGACUUAGCCAAUAUUGGCUGAAGUGCCUUCCAGAUCGUUAGUAAAGCUUCUGUAGGAACAGUGUGUGCUAGUUGAUGUAAGGAUGUGUAUGUGGAAAAGUCAAAUCUUAAUUUUGUUUUGACCUCCUUUACAAUGUCAAAGAACUGUUAGAUGUGUUUGUUUCAUUUGUAUAGUUCCCAGAUUACACGGUCCCAGUUGAUCCAGAGUGUGUAUGAGAAACAUAUAUCAUUUCUGAGUAGUAUAAGCUCUUUGUUUGUCAUUUGUUGGUUGAAUUUCUACUGUAGAGCAAUCACUUGUGUUCAUGUUGUAUUUGUUAUGUCCUUUCCUAAAUAAUUCUAACAAUACAGCAAAGACAGGAAGAGCAUCUAGUGUAUGAACUCCACAGUGAUGACACACACUGUGAACAGAAAAACGAACUAUAAGUAGGAGUAUUAUUAAAGACUCAGAAAUUGAUAAAAUAUCAGGGGAUUGUUGUGCUCCCUGUAUGUAGUUGAUCCAUGUAAAAUCAUAUGCAGAACAUCAGCUUCUAGUAACUUCCACCCCUAUUAUAGUCACGGUUAAAACUUAUUGCCAGCACUCUGAUGAUAUUUUCUAUAUAGAAAGUACACUGAAAAACUGCAGCGAAUUGCAGAGAGUACUUUGAGAAAUAAGUUUAGACCGUGGACACGUCUGUAAAUGCCACUUCCUGCUGCAGAGCAUUGGAAAUGUGAUGAUUUAUGCUUCCUACUGUACCUUCCGAGCAGCACUUGGUAGACCACACCUCUACAUUGGCAACAGUAGCAGUCAUGUUAGAUGUUCAAGAAAUACCAGAUUUGAAGUGUUUUUUUUAAUGUAAAAGGAGAAAAAAAGACAUGGGCAGAAAUCACAAAAUAGGUUAGAGGAAGAAGGCACAAAUAUCCAAGGUAAUACUGGAAAGUAGAACAGAACUACAAAAGGUGUUGGUUGGCAAAUGGUUGCCUCCAAGACAUGAGAGAAGCGCGUGCCACCGAUUAUGGCACUCACUCCGAGAAGCGUAGUGCAUUGCGAACAUCUUCGCAGACUUCCUGUAUUGUGCCAAGUAAGUCUUUGUUUGACUCCGUGGGAGUAUUUUAAACCACGCACUCCAAUUAGACCUAGAAAAAGCAGCCCAUUAGGUUUAUCACAGAUUAUUGUGGUGUUCCCCAUACGUCUGAUGCCCCCAUACCAUUUUUUGUCGAGGUUCCUGGGCAUGGUUUCCUUUGUUCAGUUUGUUCCUCUGGGCUUGCUCUAUAGUUCCUUGUGGUUUUUCAGUGUCAUUUCUAAGCAGACUCUGCAUAGGGAGGAACUGUGGCAACAGUAGCACCCCCCCCCCCCCCCCCCCCCCCCCACACACACACACACACUUACAUUUUUACAUUGACAUGGACCCUACCCUCCCCUCAUAUAUGUUAUAGUUCCUGCAUCCUUUAAAACUUAUUUAUUCAGAAUAACUUGCUACUCAGUAUACAGUGCCCUCUCCAUGCAGUUGCGAUCUUCGGCAUGGUUUGAUAUAACUCUUAACCUCUGCAUAACUACUGCAACUUACAUCCGUUUGAACCUACUUAGUGUACUCAAACUUUGGUUCAUUCCAUCACCAAAUUGACUGUUGUUUGAUGCCUCAGAAUGCAACCUACCAGGCUGUCCCUUCUUUUAGUCAAGUUGUGCCAUAAAGCUCACUUCUCUUACAUUCAUUUCAAUACCUCUUUAUUUUCUAUCCAAUCUACUCUUAUAAUUUUCACCAUUCCUUUAUAACAAGUAUUUUCAACAUCUGCCAUUCUCUUUUUGUCUGUACUCUGUUUCUUUCCCAUUCGAGUCCUUUGCUGUCAUAACUGCUGUCUGGUUUCUGUACAAGUUGUAAAUGACCUGUCACUCCACGUAUUUAAUCACGUUAACCUCUUAAAUUCCCAAGAAUCGAUAAAAUAUCCUUGGUUUUUGUAUUUGUCACAAAUUUGAUUUUCCACUGCUUCUUUUUCUACUUAGUCUCAUUGUGAACUGGUUUGAACUCGUGAUUUCUCUGUUGUUGGAGGGAGUGCUACCUGUUCACUGCUCAUAUGAUUUCUGUAUGCCUUCGAAUGUCCAGGCCCACUGUGCUUCAAUCUGGAAGUUUACCUCACUUUCCUGUGUAUAGAGAACACCAUCACAACACCUGCAUAUGAUUACAUGGACAGAAAUAAUUGAAAACUUGGGUUUUUAUUCCAGAUUUGGCACAACUUCACCACAUAUCAGACUUUCCCACAAAAAUGUCUAAAUGCUUUUUUUUUUUUUUUUUUUUUUUUUUUUUUUUUUUUUUUUUUUUUUUUUUUUUUACCGUGUGUGUGCUGCUUGUGUUAUCCUGGACCAGUUUUCCACAUUGGUCAUUACUUUUCAUUUUUGUUCACUCUUUUUUGAACUGUGCUCUUGGGUUGUUGCCUGUUAUCAUUAUCCAUGGAGAUUUUGGUUGUGUCCUGUUCUGCUACUGUAUUGUUGCCUACAGACAACCUCAAAUCCUUAGUUAAUCAGAAAUUUUGUGGUAAACGUUUAGUUUGAGUUUAUUAUGUAACGGUUUUUGGAAGGAGAAAUUAAUGUUGUCACUUUUUAGCUGUCAUAUUCUGAAAUUCUGGAUUUCCAAAUAUUGAAAGUGGCAGUAGUUUUGUAAAAUAUUUAUUAGAUUAAGUCAAAUACUGUUUUGUAUAUUAUGUCCCUUGUAAGAAAUACAUAACACAUGUAUAGCUUUCAGUGUUUUCAAGGAUGUAUGUGUUUCACAGUUUGUAGAGAUGAAGAGAGGGGAUUUUUUUCUCUUGCAAGUGCAUGAAAGUACACCACUUUCUUGAAACACAGUAAAACUGUACGGAUAGAAGGUAUUGCUGUAAAUAAUACGUGUUUUAUAUUCAGACUGUUUGAGAACAUUUUUCCACACAAGCAGCUUAUCAUUUGGAACCCUCUGUUUCCAUUGUACACUUUCACGCAUGUCAGUUUUCAUCACUUUUGUGAUACUCAUUGUAUACAAAUCUUGCACUCGCCCCUCACAGCUUGGUGUCUCAAGCAGCUGUUGCUAAUUGUGUUACAUUCUGUAUAGAAAUCUUACAGUUAUGGUGCCCUUCUCAGCUUGGUGUCCCCAGUGACAGCUUGUCAGUAAGAACUCCAAUAUUUGUUAAUUGCAUCAUAUCCUUUCUAGAAGUACUUGCAAUAGUUCAAAACAAAACAAAGCAAUCUGUGAGUCAGUAUAUUUCAGGCAUGCACUACUCACAUACAAAUUUGUUAACACUUUUAAAAGAACAUUGAGUAAUAUGACAAGUAAUUCAGCACUUUCAGUGUAAAUUUGUAUACUGAUGUGUAAAUUUUCUGCUUCUCCAAAUCAUUCCAUCUGGUGGCUGUAACAGUAUGUUUGAAAAGUAAAUGUCUCUAAAAGAGACACACAAAAAUGCAUAACGUGACCAAUUUUUUAACAUAACUCCACAUCCUGAAGAACCAACAGCUGUAACCAACUGCUGUAACAGACUGUAACUUGCUGCCAUAAGCAGUCACCCCCCCCUUUUUUUUCAGGCGCAUUAUUUACUGCAAUAAAUUAUUUGAUAUUUAAUGACAUUAUUGUUUUAUCAACCAAAAUAUAUUCUUAUGUUUACACAGUGCCUGUUCCAAAAGCAACUAGAAAUGUUCUGAAACAUCAGUGUAUCAAAAUCAAGUUCAAGUGUACACAAUACUUUCCUUAGUAAUCCCCAAGGAAUUUCCACAGUGCCGGAAAUCACUUGUGGAGAGAAUGUUUAAGACCAUUGCCACAGACAAACAUUUAAAUAUUCUUUACAACCAUAGACUCAGUAACUUUUGCUGUAUUCUAGCUAAGAAAGUCAGUGCACAUGCUCUUUACACCUUUUUGUCAAACUGAAGCUGCACUAUGCCACUCGGAAUUAUCUUUUUGUUUAUGUGUUUCUCCUCAAUACCCCAAUUUCAUUACCGAUUGUCAAACAUGCAUCAGGCAGCCUUUUAGUCUGCACAAAAUUGAGAUGCAAAAAUUGUUCUGCUUGUCAGUCAUAAUUUAAAGAACAUAUUUCACAGAAAUUUUUCUUGCAUGCAAAUUCUCAAAAGUAAUGUGAUACAUUUUAGACUCCCCAACAAUAUCAGCAAUCAUACUGUCACUGAAAUCUCGAUCUGUCACUGAUACUUCUUUCAUGGAUCGCAUAUUUUGGUCCAGUUUAGGAGCUGAGAGGUGUUCAUCUUUGAGAUAUUCUUAUCUACCCUAGAAUCCAUUAUACCUUGUCAACCUAAAUUUGACCAAACUUAUCACUGUGUUAACUUGCCACAACAUUUUCAUUGUUGCAUGAGGCCACUGACUGGGAACUGGCCGAAGUCCUACGCCAUCAUCCUUCACACCACCACCAUCACCACCACCACCACCACACCUCCUUUCAUUCUCCUGGAGACAGAAAAUAAAUAAAUAAAUCCUGUAACUUUUGGGACAGACUCUGUAAACACCAAUGUUACUUUUACAACUUGGAAAACACACAUAAUGCCAAGUGAACUUUUUUGUAUGAAAUGUAAUUAAGACACAAUUAUUGUAACUUCACAUUUCUUGGUUUCACUUAUACCUAACCUCUAACUGUUCCAUAAAUAUAAAUUUGGAAAGAUAUACUGCCAUGUAGUUUGAAAAGGGGUGCAUUUGUGUGAAUGAAGCGUACAUCUGCAUUUAAUGAAUUGUACUAAAAUUUCUUUAUAGUUGUAAAUAAUUCAUUACAUUUUAAACAGCCCUAUUCUUUGGUGUUAUUAUUGUACUUGCCACUUAUCCAGUUCAUUUACUGUACUUUGUGUUCACAAAAUCUUUAUGCAACUAGAGUAUGCCUUAAAAUUGUGAUGAAUGGGUUAUGUAGUGGAAACUUGCUGCCAUUUAAUUAUGGUCAUGUACAAAUAAAAAGGUGAAUAAUUAUCAUGUACUCUUUAGGUAUGUUGUCUGUUGGGUCAUUUGCAUAAAUGAUUCAGCAGAAUACAACAGUAGUCACUUGGAUCAAGCAACCUAUAGCAAUUAGAAACUUUGUAGGGAUUAUAACCAUGUAAAUAUGUAAGAUACUAUGUAAAGCAGUCUGCAUCAUGUGAUCAGACUAUCCAAGGAAGCUGAAGAGAAGUCAGUAGUAGAGAUCCGAACAGGCCUUAAGAGCAGCUCUCGAUGAGCCCAGCCUUCUGAGCCUCGCAGGACUAUUAGUAGAAUACCAGAGAAAUAUAUUUUGCUAUUUUUAAUAUAAUGAUACGAGUACUGUAAAUAAGUAUACAUAUGACGAACACACACAUACGUUUGAGAUGAUCGCAGGGACAAAAACUCAGUAGAUCUAGUCUGGGGAAGGCGCCGAGUCGUGCAGUGACUCCCCGUGCCUUCCACGACUGGAGUUAGAUUUUUACAAAUACUACUCAACUACUUUCGCCACACUAGAAUGAAAAUAUCAGAGCUCGUUUGUGCUGGCUUGAUUAUAAGAUUAAGCUCAAAACUUCAGUAACAGAUUGUCUGGAGCUCAUGUCCUCACUAGUAACGCAAUGGCAUAAGUAAUUUUGAAGUAAAUAAUGCAUAUUCUUCUUCAUUUUAUUCUUUUUGUGAGUUACUCUGACGGGAUCUUCACAGUUAGUUGGUAGUGUAAAACAGCAAACUUGUGUAGUUUCAUUGGAACAACUAGAAAAUGAUCCAAGCUUCAUCCAUUUAGCAUGCUCAUGGCAUGCUUUCAUGGCUGAGUAUGUGGGCAGUUUUACCUCUGACCCCCAAAUCCCCAUCCCUCUUCUUGUAUAUCUUAUGAAAGAAUAAGGCAGAUAAUGUAGAAAAAAGAAUAUAGAAGCAUUAAAUUGCCUUUCCUGUUGCCUUUAUAUUUGAAUACUUAGCACUGAAUACUUUAAAAAUAUCAUAUAUAGUAAGUUCUUGUAUUCCAUUAACAUGUGUAGGCCACAUAUUUGUAACAUUAUGAUGUGUUAUCUAUUUGAUGUAUGCUGUUACAAGUGCAUGUAUUCUUGCUAGUUGUAGCAUAUUGAUAGUAAUCAGACAGCUCACAAUGUCUUGAUUUCCUUCAUUUGAUGAUUUACAGAUUUUCUAAUUUUAUGUAUUUAGAGCUUUGGGGCACAGGGUGGCCUUGCCAGAAUUUGUUAGUUAUUUCGAUGUGAGGCCACAAGUGUACUCUUCAAGUAUGGAGUAAAGUCGAUGUAAUUUUGUACAACAUUUCUCAAGAAGUUUUUUAGAAUUGUUAGUAGGUGUACUGGUUUAAAAUAUAUUAUUCAUCAAAACUGCAGUAGAAUAAACAUUGUUCUACGAAACUCUUAGAAGGUAUACAGCAGAAAAGAUCAAACCAUGACUAAAAGAUGCAUGAUUUAGUUUUCAAAUAAUCAGUUUUCGUUUAGGUUUUAAGAAAGUUGCUGUCUGCCUCUUUCUAGCUUAAAACUGGCCAACAAGAAAAAUAAAAUCAUUCAAAACUGUCAUUUCCUUUUUUCGUUUGUUAAUAUUACGUUAGGUUACUGAGUAGCGAUGGAGGAAUCUGUUGAAUCACAAUUCAGGUGUUUUCUAAAAUCAAGUUAUUAGAACAGUGAGAACAUGUUAUGUACAAGACAGAGUUCUAGUAACAGAGAUGGGAUGUGGUGCUGUCAUUAGAGUAACUGCUUUUGAGUACAGCUUUUUCUUGACCACGUAUAACAUUGUAGUACAUUCUGUUUGUUAUGUUCAACUGUUAUAGAGCAUAAAGUCCUGUACUAGAGCUUCAACUCUUUGAAUUAGGAUUUCAGAACUAGGAAACUUUGAAAACUGUUCUUAUGAUAAAUCCUGUGUGCCAUGGAUUGAUAUUAUCUGACUCGUUUUGAAUUUCAUUGCCAGGAUCUAAUAGUUCACUAGAGUGUGUAAGCUACCUAAGUGAGUAUGUCUUGUAGCCUGUUUUAAUGAUUAUUUUAUUUGUCCUAAUGGACAAAAGAGUAAUUUAGGAAGGAUUGGAUGAGACAUUUUUAACAAUCAUUACAUGAGUGUGUAGGACUGAGGUUGGAGGGGAUUGAGUGGACGUGAGGAAAAAAGGAAGCUGCUGCCCUUUUUUUUCCCUUCUGCAAAUGUUAGUCAGCUAUUUUCGCUAAGAGAAAAAACCACUAUAAACUCAGAAUAGCAGUCUUGCCUAAGUAAGUGCACUGUAGUAGUUUGCAAACUACUUUUAAUAAUUUAUGUGCUUGUGAGCAUUGGACCUUUCUUUUUAUUACAGAAUCAAGCAGUGAACGAAAUAACAGCCAAAAUUUGAAGAGUCAUUCAGAGAAACACAUGUUAAAUUUAAUCUAUCAUAACCUAGCAUUAUUCACCCAAAAUAUGUGUUUCUAUUACAACAGUUUAGUCCUGACAUGAGUCAGUGUUUUCUUUGCAUAAUUUUGAGUCAGUGUUUUCUUUGCAUAAUUUUGAGACUGUAAUCUGGCCUUCCUCUUCCAGUAGAUAAAUUUAAGAAAACAUUUGCUUCAAAAAUAAAUUAUUAUAAUUUAGUGUAAAAGAAGAAAUACACUUGAUGCUAUCACAGUAGGGUUCCUGACAAACCGAUCUGAGUUAUAUAGCCUCCGGGCUUAAUCGACCAGAUGAUAUUGAAAAUGAGCAUCCUUCCAGCCAAAUUCCACUGUAGCUUGAAUGGAAGUAAGUCUCACAGUUUCACUCAUCCAGAAACGUCGUAACAUUUAUUGUUGUUACGUCUUUGCAGUAGGUCUGGCACCUUACUGUUAACAGGGGACAUGAAUUCUGUACACUGUUCUGAAACAACAGGACUGUGGUCCACAGGUGUGACCUUGGUGGAUUCUUUAAUUACUUUUGCUAUUUGUUAGAAUCAUAAUAUUUAUCUGUGCUAAUCAACUUUUUCAUUCUUUAUGAUGUGUAGGUAUCUUCAAGUUUUGAAAAAUAAAAGUGGAAAACCAUAUAACACAUUUAGAGCUUUGGUUGUAGUUGCAUUUGUAUGACAAGCCUGAAAAGAAAUGUAGCUAUUAAUCUCAACUGUCUGUUGCAAAUGGUGGUAUCUUAUAUAACAACACCAUUUUUUUUGCUUGUCACGAUAUUACUUUUUCUCCCCAUUUGCGUGUUCUGUGUGGUUUGGCAUUUGACACGUACUUUGGCUGUGAUAUUUUUUUUCAAGAAACAUUUGAAAAUUAAUUUAAAUGUUUCCAUAUAGUAACAUUACACUUACUUGGAGUAAACACACAGAGAGUUAUGGAUCUUAGGCACAUCCUUGUGUAUCGUAGGACUGGAAGAUAGUAACAUGUGUGCAAACUGUCAUUUCAAACCAGUUUCACUGAGUGGUUAUAGAAGGCCGCCAAAUUACCAGAACUAAUGGCUUUGCUCUUAUCAAUUAACAUUAGAUAGAUAUUAGUGCAAUAAUGAUCACAGUGUUACAUGUAUUUGUCUUGAAACUAAACUUUCUGUGUAAAGUACACCCUGUUUUACAUCAUCUUAAAAUUUGAUGACAGCACUGUAAAUAUGUUGUGUUAUAGACUUUUAUAGCUAGAUGAUUUUUCAAAAGGAGAAUUUUUUUCUCUUUGGAGUUUGUAAAUAAAUUUCAGAUUUGUAUUGCUUUCAAAUGCAUAGUUAUCUUAUACUUUAUAUUAAGUGCAGUUUUGUUAAAUAAAUGUAUGAAAGAAAGUGCUGGCUACGAAAUGACUUGCUUGUAGUGUUUUCUGUGUUUAAUGUAAUGUAAUAUUCAUGCAGCAAUUAGAUUUGUGCAGCUUCUGUGUUUGUUUUAAGUUAUACAACCAAAUUAAAUCAAAUUAAAUAAUUAUGAAUCCACAUUGCUAGUCACAAAAAUAAAAUAUGAGGCUUAAGUUGUUUUGUGACCCUGCUGAUUAUCUGUCUCUUGUUAUGGUUUUGUGUAGUAACAGCAAAUGUAAAUGUGUUACAGAAAUAAAUGUGGUUUGUUAAUGGAAAAUA